CGUCUCAUAUCUGCGCAUGCGCUCCUUGCCGGGAAUCGGAACAAGACAGUUUAAAAACAGCAGACACUUUAACUGGAAGGAGACUGGGUUUUUUUUCUCUGCAUGAGUCCGUCCAGACGGCACCAGGAAGACCGCUGGGGAUGAUGGAGGACUGUCUGGGCUUCCAGGCGCAAAUCGCCUCGGUAAUAGAGAUUCUGGCCAAUUCGGCGGUGGUGGAAAUCUGCAAACUGGUGGACGCUGGCUAUGCGGCUCUGCGCUCCCAGAUGGACCUGGAGCUCGACAAGAGCCAGAAGGAGAACGAUGCCCUGCGGCAGAGGCUGCAGGAAAUGGACGUGAAGAUGAGGAGCUGCGAGAAGAGGCUGAGGAGGAGCCGCCAGCGGGAGGAAAUGUACGCCGUCCAUUUGAAGCCUGGCGAAGUUUCUGGCAACCAUCAGCUUCUGUUGGCACCUCUUCCUGCAGCAUCUGAAGACGUGACAUUUCAUCAUGUUUCACAGCAAGAAGAAACUAAGCUAGCCUUGCAGAAACAAGUGAAAAAUGAGCGAGAAAGCUGCAGCCUGGAUGUGAAGGUGGAGGUCAACAUCAGCACCGACUGUGACGACCUUUCUUCUGCCCAGGAUCAGAGUGAAGAACCUCCUCCUGCUGAUAUCGUCAUGGACACCAGUACCAGCACCUUACUGUCCUCCUCGCAGUCUUCUCCGUCUCCCACUGACGCCACAAUAGAUCUGACCUUCAGGCCUCGAGCAAAACGGAAGGCCAUGAAACCUUUGAGCAGCAGUUUUCCUGCCGGCAGAGUUGACGUUCAAAGCCCCGUUAGCAGGGAGUUUACCGAGUGCCUUCCAGGCAGUGAAAUAAAGCCAGAGGAAACUACAGAUGACGGCCUUCAUCCUUCUAAACCGGCAGCUGCUGUGAAAUCAGAAGAACCUGGCGCUGACCUUAACCUGGACCAGGACCUGGCCUGGAUGCAGGAGCGGGUCAGCCAUCUUGGUGCAGCUUACGCAGUUGCACAGCUGGGUUUGGGGAACACAAACUCUGGACAUGCUUCGUCUUCCUUCCCUUCGCAGGGAGAGGCAGGCGCUAUAGACGGUCCAAUGGCCGUCUCUCAUGAAGUGGCUGCUUUUGCGCCAUCUUUUGACAUGGCUGGUGUCAUCGCUGCUCCACAUCCUCCUCCGCCCUCCCACUGCACAGGUUCUGCAGCUAGGACACUUAGCCAGCGGCGGCAGCCCAGGAACGGCGCUGCCUUUAAUAAUGAGCUGCUGGUGUGCGUGGUGUGCCGGCUCGUCUUCCCAAACCCUGCUGCCCUGGAGCAGCACCAGCAGAUUCACACGGGGGAGAGACCAUACACCUGCCCCCACUGUGGGAAAGGGUUUGCCCAGCCUAACAACCUGAGGGUCCACCUUCUUGUCCACACCGGUGAGAGACGCUACCGCUGUACAUUGUGUGGGAAAAGCUUCAUCUCUUCAAGUCACCUGAAGAGGCACCGAACAGUUCACACGCAGGAGAAACCCUACAGCUGCUCCCGCUGUGGACAGUCCUUUAGCCAAAUGUGUAGCGUUCGGAGACACCGGCAGCAGUCCCAGUGUGGCAUGUAGAUGGUGUUUAAUCUUCUCUUAAGCCAGACUAAAUAUUCAGUUUUCUGUGUAUCUGUGUGUGUUAAUCGAUCUUCUGCUUGAACAAAGGACAUUAGAUUUAACUCUAUCUGCUAUUUCAUGACUGGUGGAUUUGUUGUUUUCAAUGUUGUCAAAGCUGUCUAAACGCGAAUUAUUCUAGUCCCCAAAACAUUUCCCUGUUCAUACUUUUACAUGGACAAAGUGAAAAGAUUACCUUUUUUUGCUACCCAAGUAGGUUCCAAACUGUGAGGCGCCGUUUGUAAAGUUACAGUUAAAAGUUAAGAGCGAUAAUUUCACUUAAUUAGCUUGUCAUCACAGGAACAAAUUGGGAGUUCAUUUUUUAAAGUCACAUUUUCACCACCUGGUUCGUUCAUUUAUAAAUGUCAGAAUUUGAAACUAAAUAUUUAAUUAGCAAGCUAAAUAUUUUGUUAGCAAAACACUUAGCAUCAGACCAAACAUUUAAUUAGCAACCUAAAUAUUUAGCUUCAAACUAAACUAAAUAUUUAGUUUGAAGCUAAGCAUUUAGUUAGCAAACUAAAUAUUUAGCUAGGCUAAAUAUGGAGUUUACAAAAUAAAUAUUUACCUCUAAAUAUUUUGUAAGCAAAAUAAUUAGCUGACAGCUAAGCAUUUACCUUAAAGCCAUAAGGUACCUUAAAGCUUUAAACUCAAUACUUUCAAUACUUAGCUAUGACCUAUAUAUUUAGGUUAUAGCUACACAUUUAGUUAGCAAACUAAUUCCUAUGCUUGCUAACUGGCAUGUGAAUUUGCUCUAUACUGGAAAUUCACAUGCAAAUCUCAACUUGGUAUGUGAAUAUUAGCUUUAUAUUUGUCUCUGACGUAAAUGGUAAAUGUUUAACUUUAAACUAAAUAUUUAGCUUUGUUUAAAGCCGACUUCUUAGCUUUAAACUAAAUAGUUAGCACACUAACUAUAUUUUUAGUGUGAAGCUAAAAAUUUAGUUCUUAAGCUAAAUAUCUGCUGACUAAAGAUUUAGGUUGAAAUUCUGAUACUUAAAAAUAAAUGAAUAACAUUGUGAAAAUAUGACUUUAAAAUAAUGAACCCCCAUUUUUCCCUCUCAUGACAGAAUAAAAUAACCUAAAUUAUUGCUGCUAACGUUUGACUGUAACUUUACAAACUGCCCCCCAUACCUAACUGGGUAAAUGAUCACAAACUAUAUAAAUGACAACCACAAUAAAACGUGUGAAGUUUUCCAAA
Gambusia affinis (western mosquitofish) is the source of this 2820-nucleotide messenger RNA. RefSeq names its product zinc finger protein 358-like. The transcript is spliced from 4 exons. NCBI's taxonomy places the organism in Eukaryota, Metazoa, Chordata, Actinopteri, Cyprinodontiformes, Poeciliidae. The record is from RefSeq and is a predicted model, not a curated record. The coding region runs from base 141 to 1589 and encodes 482 amino acids. Gene Ontology annotation, cellular component: nucleus.